Prosopis cineraria is the source of this 705-nucleotide messenger RNA. Its product is annotated as pre-mRNA polyadenylation factor FIP1-like. Bases 65 to 460 code for a protein of 131 amino acids. NCBI's taxonomy places the organism in Eukaryota, Viridiplantae, Streptophyta, Magnoliopsida, Fabales, Fabaceae. The record is from RefSeq and is a predicted model, not a curated record. The transcript has a single exon.
AAGCAUUAAAUUAUAUAUUCGCAUCUUCCAUAUCUUCUGCACCCUUGAACUUCGUAAUUCAGCCAUGGCUUCUUCUGGGAACAACAUCCUCCUAACUUUCCUUCUGGUUCUCACAGUGUCAAGCAUGAUGAUGAGUUCAGCUGUGGUAGCAGCUCGUCAUCUUCUCCAAACGACACAGCCUUCGAUACCAAACAUGCCUGGGAUUCCAAGUAACCUGCCUAAGCCAACAGGAUUACCACCUUUGCCUUCAAUCCCAAUAACAAUGCCUCAGCCAAACAAUGUUCCUCCUUUGCCCACAAACAUUCCGAAUCUUCCUUCCAUGCCUACCAUUCCGACAGUGCCGCAGGUUUCUCUUCCUCCAUUGCCAUCCUUAAACUCCUUCCCAAACAUUCCCUCAAUUCCCACCAUCCCUGGCACUAUGCCCUCCAUCCCAUUCCUCUCUCCUCCUCCUUCUAAUUAAUCUCAGAAAACAGUAACUUGUUGUCCAUCCACUGCUAGUUUCUUGAUGGGGUCCUUAGCACUCAUGUAAUUCAUUUGUAUUGGCUUAAAUUGUUUUCUUGUAUUUCCGCUUGGAGGAUAUAGUUUUAUGUCACUAUAUAUAUGUCAUUUGUUUUUAUUGUUUUUUUCGGUUUUGUGUGAAGCUUAUGUUAUGGGAAUCAUAUGUAGAUUAUUGGUUAUUAUACAAUAAUAAUGCAGUUGCUAUGA